Molecule: messenger RNA, 2642 nt
Organism: Strongylocentrotus purpuratus (purple sea urchin)
Lineage: Eukaryota; Metazoa; Echinodermata; Echinoidea; Camarodonta; Strongylocentrotidae
Product: choline transporter-like protein 2
Exons: 22
Coding region: 130-2409 (759 amino acids)
Biological process (GO): transmembrane transport
Cellular component (GO): membrane
Molecular function (GO): transmembrane transporter activity
Source: RefSeq, a predicted model, not a curated record
GCGCUGCAUAUGAAAUGUCUGCAUGCAUAUAGCGCAAUGCAAUGCAUUUAACUUUUAGUUGUCAGAAUAGUGAAAAUUAUAAGGUUGGAGUAUAUAUGAUCUUCCACUUAACAAGUUGAUAUUUCUGAAAUGGGGAAAGACAAGCAUGCUUCAAGGGAAGAACUGGCAGAGUAUCCACCAGAGACACCAUCUCAUGGCCAUUCGUCGGGAAAAUAUGGGACACCAAAGAAAUAUGAUCCUUCAUUCCAUGGGCCUAUCAAAAACAGGAGCUGCACAGAUGUGAUCUGUUGUAUUCUCUUCAUUGUGGCCGUGGGCGGCAUGAUUGGUGUUGGAGUAUUGGGCUGGAUGUAUGGCGAUCCCAUGAGGCUGAUUCACCCUACAGAUUCCUUUGGACAAGUCUGUGGAAUUGAUGAAAAUGUGAAGAAUGCCAGCUACCUGUUCUACUUUGAUCUGUUAGAAUGUUUCAGCAGCAUCACGACGACGGUGCUCAAUUUUGGUUGCCCUACUCCAAAGAUUUGUAUGUCAGAAUGCCCCCAAAAUACGUUUGCACCUUACACCCUAUUACUUCAAGAUGCACAAAAAUUUAUUGAUGAACUGGAACUGGACCUCAACAUGUGGGAUGAGUUCAUAUGUUUGCCUGGAUUUGAUCCAGAGGCGGAGUUUAAUGAUGCAAGUGGGCCUUAUUAUCAGAACCUUGCAAAGAUCUUUGAACAUAGAAAGUGUGCUACAUACUACUUGCCAAGUACCAAUUAUGCUGAUCGAUGUGUCCCAGCAUUCCUUGUUGCAGAGAAUGCCUCAUUAGCGGACAUCUUCACCACCGGUUUGACAAACUUGCAGACUCUUGGUGGAACUCUCAUCGAUAAUGAUAAUGUCACCAGCGUUUUUUCAUCAGCUGUAGACAAAUUCCUCAACUUAGCCAGUGUCCUGGAAGUGGUUUACGAGGACUUUGUCAACUCGUGGCACAUCAUCCUCAUUGGUCUUGGUAUUGGAAUGGUCCUAUCAAUGAUCUGGUGUUUUAUCAUGAGAUGGAUAGCUGGUGUGAUGGUCUGGGGAAGCAUUCUAUGUCUUCAUGCUGUACUGGCUGCAGGAAUAUAUUGUUGUGUCCAGCAAUACCUAGAUUUACAGGGUGUCGCUGGAUCAAUGGACUCAAUCACUUUUGAGUUUACAACCAACCUUUCCAGCUACACAAGACUGCAGCAGACAUGGCUCAUCAUAGGAAUCAUCUUAUGUGUAGUGUUUCUAAUCUUGUUCCUGCUGACGAUCUGUCUCUGCUCACGUAUCCGCAUUGCCGUUGAGCUCAUAUCGGAGUCUAGCAAGGCUGUCAGCUCGAUGUGGAGUACACUGUUCUGGCCGAUCGUCCCGUUCCUACUUCAGACUGGGGUCAUCGCACUCUGGGUUGGCAUAGCAGUGUACCUUGCCACUUCCCAGCAGGCUAUGUAUCAGGUCUUUGAUGCUACAACGUCUAAUUUCACUGGGGAUUCUUGUGAUAUAGAUACUUUUCAAGAGGAGUCAAGCUCUGAUACCUUUACAGCAGACUACAACCUGACAAGCAACGACACCGAUCUCUCCUGCCUCUUCAUCGACUACAGCCUACCAGAGUACUUCAAAUGGCUCCAGCUCUACAACCUCUUUGUUUUCUUCUGGCUCAUCAACUUCGUGAUCGGACUUAGUCACAUGACCCUCGCGGGAGCGUUUGCGUCCUACUAUUGGGCGUUCAACAAGAAGGACGAUGUUCCGUUCUUCGCUCUUAGCGGAGCGUUCUACAGAUCCUUGAGGUAUCAUCUUGGAACUAUCGCGUUUGGAUCCCUCAUCAUCGCUAUCAUUCAGAUCAUCAGGGUCUUACUCGAAUAUGCAGAAUACCAACUCAAAGGCAAAGAGAACAAGGUUGCGAAGUUUAUCCUGAGGUGUAUGAAAUGCUGCUUCUACUGUUUGGAAAAAUUCAUGAAGUUCAUCAACAAAAAUGCCUAUAUUCUGGUUGCUGUUUAUGGGAAGAAUUUCUGUUCCUCUGCUAAAGAAGCCUUCUUCUUGCUCUUGAGGAAUAUCGUCAGAGUUGCUGUAGUGAACAAGAUCACAGACUUCUUGCUAUUCCUGGGCCAGCUUCUCAUUGUAUCCCUGGUCGUCGUAGGAGCCUUCUUCUACUUCACUCUUGAAGUGACCUGGGUCAACGCUGUACUUCCUGUUCCGGCAGUCAACUACUACUGGGUUGUAAUCAUUGUCAUAGGAAUAGGAGUCUAUCUGAUUUCCAAGGCAUUCUUUGGUGUCUUUGACAUGGCUGUGGAUACACUCUUCCUCUCAUUCCUGGAAGACAUUGAGCGCCAUGACGGAAGUGCAGAGAAACCAUACUACAUGUCAAAGGGCAUGAUGAAGAUCGUUGGAAAGAAGAACAAAAAAAUGGAAGAAGAGUGGUAGAAGGAAUGGAAGAGAAUGGAGAGGACACUUUAUGACAUAAAGCAAUGGAUUGAAAGAAGGUUUGAAGUCGACAUGAGACAGUACUGAAGUAAGAAAAGAACGAAAGAUUGUGAAACAUGAAUGGAUGAUUCUCCAUCUCUAUGUCAUCAAUAUGUUGCCUGGACCUUUCUAUAGAAAGCCAGUCUGAGCUGUUAUUUUGUGGGCUGCUUGCCAUAAGGUUGUAACUACCAUUA